AUGCAAUUAAUUAACAAAAUCGUCUAUCAAACACGACGACGUCCGGUAACUGAUAACAACGAAAGAUUGAAAAUGAUUUUGGGUCUACGGAAACUGUUAUGUGUCGGUUGGAUUAUGCAGAAAAUUGUCGUGAAAAAAGAAAAAAAAGUCCAUGGGACUUACAGAUGCCAACCAACUAGAAAUUUUUUUUCAAUAUUUAUUUGUGAAUUUUGUUUAAGUUAUCAAAAUGACUAG
Messenger RNA from Clunio marinus, 234 nucleotides. The record is from the annotation of a GenBank genome assembly. Lineage: Eukaryota; Metazoa; Arthropoda; Insecta; Diptera; Chironomidae.